AUGGCCUCGAACCCUCCAGGAAGAUGCUGCGUUACCGGCGCGAGACAUGAAGGCUCACCCCGCGGUGAGAUUAAGAAAUUCAAUGACGUCGAGGUCUACAUAACGUAUCCUAAGGACAAGAACACCGAGAACGCCAUAUUGUUCCUGACAGAUGUCAUGGGUCACCGAUUUAUCAACGCGCAGCUGAUUGCGGAUGGAUUUGCGGAAAAUGGAUACUUUGUCUAUAUGCCAGACCUUUUCCAUGGUGACCCGGUUUCGUUAAACCCACCCGAGGACUUUGAUAUCAUGGCUUGGCUUAACGGUCCGCCAGGCCACCUUCCUGACCGCGUCGACCCCGUUGUGCAGGCAUCUAUCAACGAAAUGCACAAGACACUGGGCUGUAAGAAGAUUGGCGGAGUCGGUUAUUGUUUCGGCGCCAAGUAUGUGGUCCGCAAUCUUGGCUAUAUGAGUGGCGUUGGCGACAGACUCGACGCUGGCUAUGUCGCUCAUCCCUCGUUCGUCGAACGCGAUGAGCUCCAGGCAAUCAAAAAGCCUCUGGCAAUCUCUGCUGCAGAAACAGAUAGUAUCUUCCCUACUUCGAAGCGCCAUGAGAGUGAGGAGAUUUUGAUCGGAACAAAGAUUCCUUAUCAGAUCAACUUGUUUAGCGGCGUUGAGCAUGGAUUUGCAGUCCGUCUAAGCGAGGAAACGCGGGUAGGAAACUUUGCUAAGGAGCAGGCUUUUGUUCAAGCUAUCACUUGGUUCAAUAUUUAUCUUCCAUAA
Molecule: messenger RNA, 759 nt
Organism: Trichoderma harzianum CBS 226.95
Lineage: Eukaryota; Fungi; Ascomycota; Sordariomycetes; Hypocreales; Hypocreaceae
Exons: 3
Coding region: 1-759 (252 amino acids)
Molecular function (GO): hydrolase activity
Source: RefSeq, a predicted model, not a curated record